CUUGAGUUAACAUGUCUAUAAACCUUUGGACACCAAUCCUAUGGCAAUAUCAAUAGCAUUAGCUUAACUCUAAACGCGAUUUAUGUUUUGGAAACAAUUCGCGUAGUUUGCAUAGCCUUUAAACAUUGAUAAAGUUUAUUCAGUUCACUGUUUUUCUCUAUUUCAAUGCUUUCAGCACCACUUAUGUGUUAUAAAGAUAACGAGGAUCGUUAUGAUCGGUCUGUGACUUUGGCCAGCCAUGAGGUCGACAUUGAGCAAACGCACGUAGACUAAGAACACUGUUGUUGAGGCCUUGAUGUUCUGUCAUUGGUGUUCUGCGGACCACAGUUUACUUUGGCUGUUUCUAUGCGGUAAAUUAAGACCAGCUUGAAAUCAAAGAGGACGACCAACUGAAAGCGUGAUGUCUGCCAAUUUCAGUGAGCUAGAAGAAGGAAAUGCUCCUUCGUGUCCUUUCCAUAACGAUUCCUCGUUGGAGAAGAUUUUAAAGACAUUCGCAUACUGUGUUAUGCUUCUCCUCGCUCUGUUCGGAAACAUUUUUCUUGUUUGUGUUGUGUACAGCCAACGCAGACUACGAACAACAACAAAUUUUCUGAUAUCCAACAUGGCUAUAAGUGACCUUCUGGUGCCGGUGUUCGCAAUGCCGAGAACUAUUGUGGAAAUCCAUUUAGGGUUACGUCGAUGGCUCUUCACUAAUACCCUAGGUUUAGCUUUAUGUAAAGUUAUCUACUUCUUACAAGACGUUUCCACGGCUGUUUCAGUACUCAGCCUGUCGUGUAUAACACUCGAUCGAUUUUACGCCGUCGUGCGACCACAGAGUUCAACUCCUAUUAAAGGCUAUGUUCGGACGGUUAUAGCGAGUAUAUGGAUCAUAGCCAUGUUAAUGCAUGCUGCAUAUUUCUAUGCCUUCCAACUCGUAACUGUCAAUGACGUCACUUACUGCAUCCUCCUUUGGCCUUCGACAGUGGAUCCAAUUGCCACCAAGAUCUUCUUUUUGACACUCAUCAUACUACUCUACUUUAUUCCAUUGAUACUGAUAAUCGUUUUACAGUGGUUCAUCGUCAAGAAGCUGAAAAAACAGCGGCUUCCUUCGUUCUCGUCGUCGUUUCGCCAGAGAAAACGAGGGAAAAGAAAUAAAAAAGUGGUACAUUUUACCCUGGCGGUGAUUGUGACUUUCUUUAUCUGUUGGACACCGACAGUAGUUUAUUCAUUCAUUGUCAUUUUCGGAGAGACAACCAAUUGUAUUCCAGAGCUUUUUCGCUUCUCUUCUCUUUUCCUUGUCCAAUCUAACUCGUCUAUUAAUUUUUUUAUUUAUUUUCUCUUUAAUGAUAAUUAUCGUAAUACAUUUAAGAAGAUUUUCUGCCACCGUGAUGGGUUCAUGAAGACUCUACGGCAGAGUGGAGCCGUACAGCUCACGGCGGAACGCAAGAGAGCGCAUUCUAAAACUCUUUCUCUAGAUUUAUUACCAGAUAAGAAUUACAGAUUAGCAGAAAACAUGACGCUUAAAUCACCAGAUAUAGCCGUCCAUGUCACAUCUACUGAACAUUGUUUAGAAUGUAGUGCGAUUAGGACGAAUGACAAGCAAAGAAAUGGGACAAAUGUAAUAGAAAAGAGGAUGGGAGUGGAAGAAAUGGGCGAAGGAAAGAACAGUUGUAAAGGAGAUAAAAAAGCGGACAGAUUUGAAGACAUAAGUUCAUUACGAUUGGAAGAAAGUAUCGAAACGAAGGAAUCCCCUGCAACUCUUGCGGAGUUAAAAUUUCAAAGACAGUCAAGUAAAAAAUUGGAUUUGGAUAUAAAUCCAUGUGUUGCACUGCAAACAAACGCUACACAUGUUAUGGGGAACGGAAAUGCGGUUAAUUGUGAAUGUUUCGCUGCACUAAAAAACACUUGAUYAUAAUACAAAAUGAAGUAGCUGUCAAACACAUUCUUUAGAACCGUUUUGGAUAAAAUUAAAGGAAGAGAAACGAACAAAU
Molecule: messenger RNA, 1970 nt
Organism: Actinia tenebrosa (Australian red waratah sea anemone)
Lineage: Eukaryota; Metazoa; Cnidaria; Anthozoa; Actiniaria; Actiniidae
Product: substance-K receptor
Biological process (GO): G protein-coupled receptor signaling pathway
Cellular component (GO): plasma membrane
Molecular function (GO): G protein-coupled receptor activity
Source: RefSeq, a predicted model, not a curated record